This is a messenger RNA of Electrophorus electricus (electric eel), 2975 nucleotides long. It is a transcript of the gene pdcd4b, whose product is annotated as programmed cell death 4b. Lineage: Eukaryota; Metazoa; Chordata; Actinopteri; Gymnotiformes; Gymnotidae. Gene Ontology annotation, cellular component: nucleus; cytosol. The record is from RefSeq and is a predicted model, not a curated record. Gene Ontology annotation, biological process: negative regulation of DNA-templated transcription.
AUGUAAUUGAGUUGCUGGGCAGUGAACAGAACGGUUGCGAACUGAGAUCUACCUUGUAAUUUUGAAGGCGAGAGGCAAGCACAGUCCUGCUGUUUCCUAAACUGCUUUGUGCUCCAGCUACUUACGAAUAAUGGCAACAGAUUGUGAGGCAUGGCUUAAUGCCAACCCAGUAGAGGCAGAUGAUCUCAGCGACUCUUAUAUGUCUGGAGACGAGGAGAAAAGCAACAGCGCAAAAAUAAACAACGAAAUCAACGGCAACUGGAUAACGGUCCCAGCCGGCACAGUUCAGGAGGCCCGGCUCAAGGCCAAGGCCAAGCGCCGUCUCCGGAAGAACUCGUCCAGGGACUCUGGCAGGGGCGACUCUCUCAGCGACAAUGGGGACACCGUCCGGUUCGGUCCACCGCCCACCAGCCCCAAGGGCAAGGUGCUUGACCGCAGAUCACGCCAGGGAAAAGGGAGAGGCCUGCCAAAGAAAGGUGGUGCCGGUGGGAAGGGUGUGUGGGGCACACCCGGGCAGGUGUACGAGGACGAACAGCAGGUGGACGUGCGAGACCCCAACUACGACGAGGAUCAGGAGAACUGCGUGUACGAGACGGUGGUACUCCCGCUUGACGAGGAUGCCUUUGUUCGGACAGUCACGCCCAUCGUGAAGGAAUACUUUGAACACGGUGAUGCUUACGAAGUAGCGGAGCUGCUGAGUGAACUGAAUCUGGGCACUAUGCGUAGUGAUGUUCCCCUGCUGGCUGUCUCCUUGGCGAUGGAGGCCAAGGCCAGUCACCGGGAGCUGACUUCCCGCCUCCUCAGCCACCUGUGUGGGCGGGUCCUCACGCACUCAGAAGUGGAGGCUGCCUUUCACAAGCUCCUGCAAGAGCUCCCAGACCUGGUGCUGGACACGCCCACAGCGCCCCGGCUGGUGGGCCAGUUCAUCGCCAGGGCAGUGGCAGAUCACAUCCUUCCCACAAACUUUGUGGAAGGUUACAAGGGCCGGGUGGACUGUGGGCACACACGGGCUGCUCUGGACCGGGCUGCUGUGCUGCUGAAGAUGCGCAGGGAGACGGGACUCCGGAUCGACAACCUCUGGGGUUUGGGCGGUGGCCAGAGACCUGUCAAUCAACUCAUAAAAGAGGUGAAUCUGCUGCUGAAGGAGUACGUGCUGUCAGGUGACGUGGCGGAGGCUGAGUGUUGUCUGCGGGAGCUGGAGGUGCCUCACUUCCAUCACCAGUUUGUCUAUGAGGCAAUAGUCAUGGUUCUGGAGUCCAGUGGAGACACAACCCUCCGCAUGAUCUUGAAGCUGCUGAAACCUCUCUAUGACUCUUCAGUCAUCACCGUGGACCAGAUGAGACGGGGGUAUGAGAGAGUGUAUAUGGACAUUGCUGAUAUUAACAUUGACGUCCCAUGUGCGUACUCUCUACUGGAGUACUUUGUGGAUCAGAGUUUCAGUUCUGGAGUCAUCGACAAAAACCUCAGGGACCUCUGUCCAUGUCGAGGGCAGAAAAGGUGUGUCAGUGAAGAUGACGUCUAUGUCAAACUUGAAAACUACUGAUGUCGACGUGACCCAGGAAAACACCUGGGGCCCAUGGCCUUCUGGAAAACUAGCGCUACUCUUUGAAACCUGCAUACUAUGUGUCCUAGAGGUUUAGGUAGAGCUUUCCUCCUGUUUGUUAAGAAUAUUGAGCUUACACAGGGAAUAUGACCAAGGAACAGAAAAAGCGCUUAAAAACUGAAGGAAAUGUUUAAAAACACACACACACACACACACACACACACACACACACACACACACACUCCUUCAAGGUGACCAAGAUAAGCUAACCUAGAAAGUGCCACUUUAAAAUAACUGGGUCAUUCCAUGUUUUGUAUUCACUGCCACUCCAGGGGCAUCCAGAGGCAUAUGCAGUUAGUCACAGUCUUAAGUUUAGGCAGGUGUGGUGGGGUCAUCUGCUAACCUGCUCCCCUGCCCAUGAUGCUUGACCCCUGGCUUGGAGGAAGUUUGACAAAAAAUUAAAAACCCUACCCAUUUCAGCCUAAAAUGAUCAGCCAAGACAUGUCUAGACGUGACCCGGUCUCGUUUCUCAAGUUUGUCUCUCAGGUCUGUUGCAUUCACGUUGGUCAUGUUCACAUUAGUGACAUGUCUGCACAUCCAGGUGCCACCCAAAAUCUGAAGGCAGAACUGAACAGAAAGUUAGAACGGAUUCAGAUUAUAUGGUCCGUUUUUUGUUUUUUUUAAAUAUUGGUUUAUGUUGGCCAACCUACAUCUUUUGAGGCAAAUGUGUGACUUCAGUAUGUGGUUUGUAUAAAGCUAAUUGGUUAUCUUGUCACUCCAGUGCAAAACAAAAGAAGCAAAAUCAGGGCACCAAACGUCUUGGCUAAUUGACUAUAACAGGCAAGUUGGAAAUGUUUCCAUUUUUUUUCCCCUGAAACCUUUCCUUUAUUUAAAAAAAAAUCUGUUAACUAAAAAGUCUCACUUUCGGAAAUAUCUUCAAAUUCCCCAGUGGGCAGUGUUUGUAGGGUUGGGUUGGGUGGGGUUGGCUGAGAGCUGUAUAGAGGGAGGCUUGUUGGUUUAAAGCUUCAUCUCCCAUUGGAUUGAACUUCCUGUCUAGUCUGAUGUAUGUAUGUUUGUUUGGUUUGUUUUUCUUGUCUCAGUUUAAUGAUGUCAUUACUGGAUGCAACUAAAAAGGCAAUACAGAGAAAUGUGAAGCAAUUGGAAUGUCGUCACAAAUUGCUGUCAACAUAUUAUUUUUCUAUUUCACAACUUUGCCAUGUGUAAUAUUUACCAAAUGUUCUUGCUUUGUUUAAAAUGGAUAAGGAAUAAAAACAUAAAUGUGUUGACAUUACUUAUGGCAAACAUUGACAAACUGCUGCUCAUCUCUCAUGAAUUAUAUUUUCAUUUAUUCAUGUAAUGAAUGCUUUUAAGUAAAGGAAUCCAGUAGCAUAUUUAAUACAAAGCUAAUUAAAACUGUCCAGUUAGUAUAACA